Messenger RNA from Miniopterus natalensis, 2590 nucleotides. Lineage: Eukaryota; Metazoa; Chordata; Mammalia; Chiroptera; Miniopteridae. The record is from RefSeq and is a predicted model, not a curated record.
AGACCCAGCGGGUCUUCCUUCCUCGCCGCCGGCGCCCUCGGCUCGCCCGGGCAGCCUCCUAAGCGUCCAUAACAAUAACACCAACAGGUCCUUCCUUCCAGUUACGAGCUGCGUGUGCUCUGCACGCAUGCUCAUAAUUAAACAUCCCAGCGACCCUAUCAGCAAAAUUCUGCAGCAUCUCUGGAAUACUACCUGAAAAUUUUGGGGUGCCAUGUCGAAGAAACGCAAAUGGGAUGAUGACUAUGUUCGUUACUGGUUCACCUGUACAACAGAGGUGGAUGGAACUCAACGCCCACAGUGUGUAUUGUGUAACUCGGUAUUUUCAAAUGCUGACCUCAGACCAUCAAAACUGUCUGACCAUUUUAACAGACAGCAUGGUGGUGUCGGUGGGCAUGACCUCAAUAGCCUGAAGCAUAUGCCCACACCAUCUGAUCAGAGCAAAACCUUGAAAGCAUUUGGAGUUGCAUCUCAAGAGGAUGCCUUAUUACAAGCAUCAUAUCAGUUUGCGUAUUUAUGUGCCAAGGAGAAGAAUCCUCAUACGAUAGCCGAAAAAUUAGUGAAACCUUGUGCAUUGGAAAUAGCACAUAUAGUUUUGGGUCCAGAUGCACAAAAGAAGCUUCAGCAAGUCCCGUUAUCAGAUGAUGUGAUCCAUUCUAGAAUUGAUGAAAUGAGCAACGACAUCUUACAGCAAGUUCUAGAAGACAUCCAAGCCAGUCCUCUUCAAGUGGGUAUUCAGCUUGCUGAGACCACGGACAUGGACGACUGCAGCCAGCUAAUGGCAUUUGUGCGAUACAUAAAAGAAAGAGAGAUCAUAGAAGAGUUCCUGUUCUGUGAACCAUUGCAAUUAACAAUGAAGGGAAAAGAUGUGUUCACUCUCUUCAGAGACUUCUUUCUGAAGCAUAAGAUAGCACUUGAAGUGUGUGGCUCUGUUUGCACUGAUGGAGCUUCGUCUAUGCUAGGAGAAAAUUCAGAAUUUGUUGCUUGUGUGAAAAAAGAGGUACCUCACAUUGUGAUCACCCAUUGUCUGUUGAACCCUCACGAACUUGUCACAAAGACAUUACCUACAAAGCUGAGGGAUGCUCUGUUUACUGUUGUGAGGGUAGUAAAUUUCAUCAAAGGGCGAGCUCCGAAUCAUCGCCUGUUUCAGGCUUUUUUUGAAGAGAUCGGAGUAGAGUAUAGCGUCCUCCUUUUCCAUACGGAAAUGAGGUGGCUUUCCCGAGGCCAGAUACUUACUCAUAUUUUUGAAAUGUAUGAAGAAAUAAAUCAGUUUCUUCACCACCAAAGCAGCAAUUUAGUUAAUGGCUUUGAAAAUAAAGAGUUUAAAAUUCACCUAGCAUACCUUGCAGAUUUAUUCAAACACCUGAAUGAACUUAGCGCGUCUAUGCAAAGGACUGGGAUGAACACGGUAUCGGCCAGGGAAAAGUUAUCUGCUUUUGUUAGGAAGUUUCCAUUUUGGCUAAAAAGAAUUGAGAAAAGAAAUUUUACCAACUUUCCUUUUCUUGAAGAAGUAAUUGUUUCAGACGAUGAAGCAGGAAGCAUUGCAGCUGAAAUAACACUGCACCUGCAACUAUUGAACAGCUCCUUCCACAGCUAUUUUUCUGUCGGAGAUCUUGACGAGGCGAGUAAAUGGAUCCUGGACCCAUUUCUUUUUAACCUGGAUUUUGUUGAUGAUGGUUAUUUAAUGAAAAAUGAUCUUGCUGAAUUACGAGCCAGUGGCCAGAUUUUAAUGGAAUUUGAGACAAUGAAGCUUGAGGAUUUCUGGUGUGUUCAGUUCACAGUGUUUCCAAACCUUGCAAAGACAGCUCUAGAAAUCCUUAUACCAUUUGCCUCAACGUACCUUUGUGAACUGGGAUUUUCAUCACUUUUACAUUUUAAAACAAAGUCCAGAAGCUGCUUUAAUAUGAGUGAUGACAUCCGUGUGGCUAUUUCCAAAAAGGUUCCUCGUUUCUCAGACAUCAUUGAACAAAAGCUACAGCGGAAGUCACUGUAAGCUGAUACACUUUUUUAAUGUAUAAUUUUUAAUAUAUUCUUAAUUCCAUUGUAAAAUUAAGCUAUAAUUCUGUCUCUUUCCUUUUAUAUUUAUGGUAUAGCGAAUCCUGUGUUUAAAAAAUUUAGCAUCGCUAACUUUUAAUUUUCACGUGUCAUAUGAAAAUGUUUUAAGAAUAACAAUGAAAGCAGGAGCAAAGAUUUCGUACCACUGCCCAGUUGAUGCAUAGGAUUCUAAGUAUAUGUAACCUUUUAAGGUGAUACAUUAAAAAGACACCCAAGCACUAGAAUAUCCAGCCAAAUAGGGCAGUAUUCUAAGUAAUAAAGCCAAGAGAAAAAGAGAAGACUUCCCAGAACAUGCAUCUCCAUGUUAAGAGUAAAAGUCAAAGGACAAAAUGACAGGCUGAGUCUUCCCAUGUUUUUGAGGAUUAUUAUGGGGAGGAUAAUGAAAUCAGAAGAGAGUUAUGAAAUGUUCUCGUGGGGGAAGGGAUGAUUCUAGUUUAUAUAGGAUUUAUUUUUAAAUGUAUUCUUUGGAGUUAGUCUCACAGUGUCCAUUCCUCUAGCUACCAUGCUCUGAAUAUGACAUUAAUAAAUAUCCUAAUAU